ACCAGUUAAUGCAGUUCGCUCCAGGUUGACACAUAAUGUCGUUAAAUACAGAAAAGCGCAACGCGCCCGGUCUUCAAACCUGACGUUUGAAAGGCUUUUGUAUCAUUUUCAAUCAUAACAGGAGCUGUAGUUUAGUUCAGUCACUGAAAUCUGUCAUGUCGGCGCAAAGAGGAAACCAAGAGCAGAAAGAAACAAACACAGAGCCAGGCGGAGACACCGCGGAGGAGGACGGCGGGGAGCCGGGAGGAGAGGAGGUGAGGUCCGGCAGCUCGGCUUCAGUCAAGGUGGUGCUGGUGCCGGAGGGCCACGUGAUGACGGUGGCGUUUGCUAUCGAGCUCAGCAUUCACGAGCUGAAGCGUCACCUCGCCUCAGAGCUCCGAGUCCCAGCAGACGUGCUUCAGAUCUCUCUGGACGGCAGAGCGGUGGAGGAACACAAGAGUCUGAUGGAGCUCGGCGUCAGGCCUCACAGCUCCACCCGGAUGGAAAUGAGCUCCACUGACCCAAGCUUCCACCCACUCCGCCCUGUUCGCCCCCUAGAGCACGACAGCAUGCCCGAUGUUAUCACCGUCCAAGUUGAAGCAGAUGGGGGGGUGCUUCAGGAGGUGGUGGUGGAGAUUGAGCGCCCACGCCAUCAGAAAGCCUUCCUCGGUGGCUACAGGCAUCGGCUGACGGGGCUGGAGUACCAUCACGCCGCAGUCCAGACGCUGCCCAAGAGGAGACCCGAUAGAGGAGUGGCGGUCUUCAGCCGCGACACACAGACAGUAGAGCUGAAGUCUCAGGCUCAGCAGUGUCCAGUCAGUGCCUCCACCCAGAUGACUGGCAUCGGCUGCUACGUCUCCUGCAUGAACGACAGGUUGGUGACUCCAGGGACCUACACCACUGCUGAUGAGCACCACGACCGGAGGCUGAGAGCUGUGAUCCGUCUGCAGACGUUUGCUCGGCGCUGGUUGGCCCAGCAGGCGGUGGACCACCUGCGGAAGGAGCGAGCCCGGCGGUUGGCCUGGCUGGAGAUGCAGGAAAGGAGGAGGAACGAGGAGAAAGAGGAGCAGCUGAGAGACCGCCGAAACCGCUGGCUGAAUCCGAAGAGGCAGGAGGACUUCAACCUGCUGUACCAAGCUCUGGAGAAGUGGAGGAACGAGGAGGAGCAGAGGAUCAGCUCGUCCCUGCGAGGAGCUGAGAGGAAAGCAGCUCUCUGCGCGCUGCUGGACCAGGAGAUGGAUCUCAUUGCUGCUAUCGGACGCCAUCACAUCGCCGUUCACAGCGACAACUACGACAAAGCUGUCAGGAACUUCCUGGACAAGUCUGCGUCUCCUCAUCAAAGGCGAGCAGCGGACGGUCGUCUGAUUGAGAUUGAAACUCAGAACACCAUCAGAGCCCGAGAGCUGCGAGAUCUGUACAACAGCAUCAGCCUGACCACCGUCAGCCAGGAGCAGAGGCUCCACUUCCUCAUGACACUGAAACACACUGUCAAGGAGCAGGAGUGUGCGCUGACCCGGGACAUCGUGGAUUUGGUUGACAGGGAGGUAGACCUGAUGACUCGAGGGGUCAAAUCAGCCAAGUUGGAGGGCCUGAGGAAGAGGAUCUGUACUCUGUUACUUCAGUACAUCAAAACUCCAGCUUUCAACCCUGAGGUGGCCAAGCUGCUGAAGGUUCCCCAGAAUCCUUCCCAGCUGAAGAAUGACAUGAUACUCUGCCAAUACUGUCAUCGUUACCUGCGCCUCACGGACUUCAUUAUGUCGGCCAGCGGCAGUCCGAAUCGCCAGUGCCGCCAGUGCGCCAGACUCAACAACAUAGCCAGAUCUCGCCAUGACUUCACCUUUUACAAAAGCAUCCUGAUGAGGCUGAGAGCCGACGAGCAGAGGCUCAACGCAGAAGCUAAGAUCCCCUUCCUGCUGAAGGUGCAAGACAUGCAGUACUUGGUGGAAGCAGUGUGGGCGUCCCGGUCGGCCCUCAGCGCCAACAUCGAUCUCUACAACCUGGCGUUUGUUCGGUGGGAUCGUCAGAAGGACUGGAGCCCCUGGAACUGCAUUCUGCUGUCCAAAGAAGAGACCUCAGCUCACUUAGAGGUGGAGGACGUCCACACGACAUACGACACAACGUUAAUCCACGAGAUCGAACGCAAACACACACAAGCUCGACGCCACUUCAGCCAGGUUCCCGUUAUGUCCGAGCAGCUGGAUACUCACCCUGCUGCUGUCCUUGGCAACCAACUUGUCUCCAAGCCCAUUACCAUGGCAAUAAUCAAGCAUACCAGAGACACUCAGACCUCAGAUCAUUAACACUCUGUGCAGUUUUAUUUCUUCUGCCUCAUAUUUCUUGUAACUUUCAUUUGAAGUCUACAGUAAAGCUUAUGUUGGUUCUGA
This is a messenger RNA of Maylandia zebra (zebra mbuna), 2363 nucleotides long. RefSeq names its product IQ motif and ubiquitin domain containing (gene iqub). Gene Ontology annotation, biological process: flagellated sperm motility; cilium assembly. The record is from RefSeq and is a predicted model, not a curated record. Gene Ontology annotation, cellular component: motile cilium; acrosomal vesicle. NCBI's taxonomy places the organism in Eukaryota, Metazoa, Chordata, Actinopteri, Cichliformes, Cichlidae. Gene Ontology annotation, molecular function: protein binding.